GUGAAAUAUUUGCAUAUGUGUUGUUAUAGGAAGUCAUGUAAUUUUUCGUAUUUUUUAUUUCAGAGUUCUCACCUUGCGAUGAUCGACACUUUAAUGAUGGCGUACACUGUUGAAAUGGUCAGCGUGGAGAGAGUUCUGACCUGCAUACAGAAAUUUACUCCUGUACUUCCUGAAGAGGACUUCCCUUAUGAUGCUGAAGAGGCAAUAACCACUUGGAUCAAUAAGGUAAAUGAACAUCUUAGAGACCUUUUGGCCCAAGAACAGAGAGUCCAAGAUAUAGGAGAACCCUGCACAAUUCAAAAGGGCCGCUACAGGAAAGAAGACUCUAAAGCACGUUCAGCUCUUCGUCUCCCCCUGGUGGACAAUCUACUGAAGGACAACACAGACGGCUGCGCACUGGCUGCACUGCUGCACUUCUACUGUCCUGAUGCUGUUCCUCUGGAAGAUAUCUGUAUCAAAGAAACAAUGUCAUUGGCUGACAGUCUGUACAAUCUCCAGCUGAUCCAGGAGUUCUGCAGGGAAAACCUCAGCAACUGCUGUCACUUCACCCUGGAGGAUAUGCUGUAUGCCUCCAGCACCAUCAAGAGUAACUACCUUGUGUUUAUGGCAGAGCUAUUCUGGUGGUGUGAAGUUGUGAAACCAUCUUUUGUUCGGCCCCGCACACUCAAUACCAAAGCUUCUAACCCAUCCCAGUCCAAUAAUAUGGCUCCCAUAACCAAACAAAACCUGAUCCACAGACCAGGCAGUCCAGAGCAGUCUAGGUCACAACCUAAAAAUGACAACUCAGCAGUUAUCAGGCAGUCAUCCUCCUUGUCAUAUGUGGACGGAUGUGUGGGGACAUGGCCAAAAGAGAAACGGUCUUCAGCUCAUGGGAUAUCAUUUGAGAUUCCACUUGAUGACAGCACAUGUUCAUCUUCAAGACGUGGACUGAGCCGAUCAGCAAGCACAGAAGGUUUGUGUUUUAAAGUCCACCAUGCAGCCCGAGGAAUGCGGAGGAACCUUUCAUUCCAGCCCGUUAAUGGGAACGCCCACAGCAAAAUACAUGAGGAGGAUGAUGAAAAAUCCAACAGACAAAUCAGCAGACAUCGUCUGGGAAACUACACUGGGUACUCAAAUGGUGUGUCAGCAGAUAACCUCAGCCCUCCGUAUGACCCUCAACCCAAUACUCCUAGUAUAGAAGAAGCCCUAAAGAUCAUCCAUGACUCUGAACAACCCCACAGCAGCUUGCACCCCCCAUCUGGGGACAGCACCUUUUUCCUACACAACCCAUCUUCCCACAACUCCGCCACUGACUCAAAUGAUUCCGAGGACUCUCUUUCCAAGGUCAGAGCAGACGACGCGGACCUGAAUUCCACCUCUACUGACAUGGACACUGGAAUCCAUGUCCGUACCGAGGACAUCCAGGAUGGACAGGAUGAGGAUUCAUCCCUAAAGGACUACUCGGACAUGGACCCGGACCAUGAGGCUCGUUCCUGCCCACUUCCGGAGACGUCCGGCAGCCCAUGUCCAAGCCUUUUGGGAAUGCAUUCCCUGGCCACCAGCAUGGCCUCCUCGUUGGGUUCUGCGGUUCGAAUGACCAGCUUCGCUGAACAGAAAUUUCGUAAACUAAACCACGGUGAUGGCCGCAGCAGCGGUAGUGGCGGUAACACGCCUGAGAGUGGUGAGCUGAACGUCACAACCCCAGGAGCAUCAGGGACGGUUCGCUCGAUUACUCCUGACGCACGCAGCCCUGCUCGCAUCACUUCCCCUCGUGAUCCCUCGCAACUGUUGGCAUCGGAGAUGGUGCAGUUGAAGAUGAAGCUGGAAGAGAAACGCAGAGCCAUUGAGGCACAGAAGAAGAAAGUCGAAGCGGCUUUCACACGUCACAGGCAGCGCAUGGGCAGGACUGCCUUCCUCAACGUGGUUAGGCGUAAAGGAGUCGUGUCGCCACUAGGGGGCGACAGUAAAGGCCCAGAUGGUCAGGAAAAACAGAUCGGCGACCCAGAACCUCUAAAGACACCCUUGAAUUUGAAUGACUCCAAUUCCAGACUUGAGAGAUGUCGACCAGACGGUGCACCACCAAAAUCACCCCUGGAGGAAGCAGCCGUGGAGGUGGAUUUGGCAGAGUACACGCGAUCCAUCGAGCGCCUGAACACAUCACUGAACUUCCUACAGUCAGAGAUGCAGCGUUUGGCACAGCAGCAGGAACGCAUAAUGCAGAUGCGUGAUCAUCAGAGUUGGGUGAUUCCGCCACCGGACCCGGUGCCACGCAAACAGCUGCGUGAGUUGCGCAGCAGCAGUGUAGUGGGCCGAGGUUCGGUGGGGUCGCUCUCCCCCAUUUUGUCAUCCACCGGGUCACCACGCACAUCACACCGUUCACCCUCGACAAUCAAAAGGAAGUCUGCGUCUUUCCAUGCAAGGACGCCACGAACGCCAAGGCCCAACGACCUGAAGGUCACGCCCUUCAGCCGCAUGCUCAACACGCAGCAGUCGGUGGACAGCUUGCCUCGACUUAGACGUUUCUUGCCCAGCCAGAUGCAGACCAGCUCAUUUGCCUACUUGGGACAUGAUGAGGGACCUUCAAGUGAGGAUGCACAAAAAGCAGCUGCAAAUCCACCAUCUGCUCAGGUGAACGCAAAGCAGGAAGAAGCAAAACAUGAUAGAAACAUGAAUGUGCCAACAUCUGAGGUUCUGUCUCAGCCAACAAUGGACCGUUCGACGGAAACAGCAAGUGGGGACACAAAUGAAGAAGAGUCACAAGAGAAGAAGGAUCUGAUUGAGGUUCCUCUCUCUAUUCUGAAGCCUCUAGAUGGGCAUAAUCUGGAGAGCAGCAGAGAAACAGAGACUGGACCAGAAUUUAGACCAGACCAGAAGAUGUGCUGUGGCUUCUUUUACAAGGACGACCUGAAGGGAGAGGAGGAUAUUGCACAGAAGAAAGCAGCUCUGAUGGAGAAAAGGUUGCGGAGGGAGAAAGAGAUGCAGAUGAAGAAACAGCAACAGGAGGCAGAGAUGGAACAGAAGAAAGAAGCAGCACGAAUGAAAGCGGAAGAGGAUCUUCUGAGGAAGGAGGAGGAGAAGGCAAGACGGGAGUUUAUAAGAAAUGAAUAUAUGAGGAAGAAGCAGCUCAAACUGAUGGAUGACAUGGACAGUGUCAUUAAGCCCCGCCCCCCUGGCGCAAAGCAAAAGAAGCCACGCCCCAAAUCUAUGCACAGAGACAUCAUGGAGUCUCCAAAACCUCCAGCACGGACAGCCACAGGGUCACGGCCUCGUGGAUAUUCCGUGUCCAGCUUAUCACUCGCCUCCCUUAACUUGGCAGACAAUGAGAGUGUCCAAUCAGAUAAGAGGACAUCUAGAGGCAGCAGACUGUCUCCUGGCAGUCUGUGUUUCUUUCUGAGCUCCCCUAAAGGGAGAAAGGGAAGGUCAGUCUGCAGACAGCAUCACACCCAUGUCAUUACCUCACAGUGCUGACGCCUGUCAUUUCAGCUUAGGCGCUGAACAAACUCAUUCGCUUGGACAGAUCAGUUCACUGGUUCAUUCAAACGUAAUAAACUGUUACAUAAUUAUCAUCUUUGAAUCACUUUUGUUAUAAAACGAUCGAUGCUACAGCGCACAACAUGACAUUUUUAGUUUUUCCUUGAUUUUCCUGUGAUUUUCCUGUUUCUUUGCAGUGGUGUUUAUUUGUCAGCUACUUCAUCAUUGCAGCAACAGAAAAUAGUUCUUCUUUUAAGCAACUGUUUAUGAGACUCAGGCCCUGUUUACACCCAGUAUUAAGAUGUGUUUUGGUUGAUCAGAUCAGGGAGACAUACCCGAUUACACUUGGUGUUUUAAUCUGUCUCUUUUGCCCACUUUCAACCACUCCUGUCCUGUUUUCUUUGAGGGGACGGUCAAUUGGUGGGUAAAAUGUGUGGGGGUUUUUUUAAGAUCUUUCCAUCUAAUGGACAAAAUAAGCUAGUGCAAUUUACAUAUAAACGCUCCUGGAGACAACAGAAAAACAAGCUUUCGUUUCUGCUCUGACAGCCACAAGAUCACAAAACACGGUGAGUGCGUGUGAGAAAUCAGGAGUUAUGAGAGAACACUGUGCUUGGUACGUUUUUCGUCUUCAAACUAAUCUUUGGCUCUCCAGCCAACAAAGUUAAAUCCCUAGUGCGCUUCCCAUAAUAUUUACACAUUAGGUCAGUAGGUGGAGAGUAGGCAGCCUUUUGUUGCUGUUCGAACACUUUCAACCAUGAGUGUCUACACCAUAGACUGUAAAAAAAGAUGGACGACGCGACGCCGCUUCCUUCCAUUGUAUUGAACUGAAGCCAAAAUGGGCCGAUGAAUGGGCGCUGACACGUUACGCAAUACGUCAAAAAAAAAAAAG
Molecule: messenger RNA, 4339 nt
Organism: Megalobrama amblycephala (Wuchang bream)
Lineage: Eukaryota; Metazoa; Chordata; Actinopteri; Cypriniformes; Xenocyprididae
Product: calmodulin-regulated spectrin-associated protein 2-like
Exons: 14
Coding region: 16-3447 (1143 amino acids)
Biological process (GO): neuron projection development; cytoplasmic microtubule organization; negative regulation of microtubule depolymerization
Cellular component (GO): microtubule minus-end
Molecular function (GO): spectrin binding; microtubule minus-end binding; calmodulin binding
Source: RefSeq, a predicted model, not a curated record